Diprion similis is the source of this 2778-nucleotide messenger RNA. Its product is annotated as carboxypeptidase N subunit 2-like. Lineage: Eukaryota; Metazoa; Arthropoda; Insecta; Hymenoptera; Diprionidae. The transcript has 4 exons. The record is from RefSeq and is a predicted model, not a curated record. Gene Ontology annotation, molecular function: protein binding. The coding region runs from base 302 to 2329 and encodes 675 amino acids.
UUGCGCGCAGCGAACGAGCCUUCUCCUGUCUCACGGCAGUCAGCUGUCUUUCUUCGGUGCGACUUGCGCGUGCGAUUCUCAACUGUCACAAGCCGUCGCCCGUGUUUACGCUGUGGCAGGAUUAAACCGUCAAACAGUAAUUCUGCGAAGGAUCGUCGCUGCUUUUAUCGCCUCGAAUAGGAGGCUUAGCAUCAAUAGACGCUGAUCGAUCUGCCUGCCUCUCGCUCACACAGUAACGCAAAGCCCAGCAGGGCUUGGCUAACAAAAACACUAUUAGUCCACGUCUUAUGCCGUGACGAAGAUGACGUCAAAAAUCCUGCUGCUUAUGGCGGCUCUGGUUGGAUCAGCUGUUCCUUUUAACGGUGAAUUGGAGGAGCAAGAAUGUCCCGUUGACUGCCAUUGCCAUUAUUUUCGGAUCAACUGGGUGACGGACUGCUCCGAGAGCAACCUGACCACGAUUCCUUACAACGAGCUAAGCCCGAAUGUUUACAUUUUGGAUAUGAACGGCAACAACAUCGCUGAGAUUUCCCCUUUUCCGCACGGGAUUAAAAUGCGACGUUUGCAAAUGGCGCACAACCGCCUGACUCGUCUAACUCGCGAGUCUUUUGCCGGACUCGCUUAUCUCCUAGAUGCUGACUUCUCGUACAACAUGAUCACGACCAUUGAUCCUGAUGCCUUUGGCGACAGUCCGGGACUAAUAACGUUGGAGCUGCAGAACAAUCCUUUGGCCCGUAUCGACGGUCACUUUUUAAAGUCACGUUCUCUCCUGUACCUGGACAUAAACUCCUGCGGUAUUCAUCGUCUGAGCACCGAAUUCUUCUACAACACAACGGCACUGAACAAACUCGACCUCUCUAAUAAUCCCCUGAAGAGAAUCGAUCCGGAGCCGUUCAACCAUUUGACGAACCUGGAGUACCUGCAGCUGAACAAUUGCAACCUCUCUUUCGUCUCGCCGGAGGCGUUUGUACACCUCGAGAAUCUCCGUGAGCUUGAAAUGAGGAACAACCAGCUGGGAACGCUCUCCUGGAAGAGCGUCCUGCAUCCCAUGACGCGUCUGGAGCGUCUCGACAUCCGGAAUUCGAGCAUCGUAACGUUACCGGGUGACGCUUUCUCGGAGAAUCUUUACCUCCGUCAGCUGAACCUGGCUGACAACGAGCUGCGUCAUCUCGACGUGGGCAGUACGCUGGGUCACAAUCUGCAGAACCUGCAGUCCCUCGACUUAUCCAACUGUAACCUGAAGGACCGCCUGACCGAGGAAGCCUUCAGGAACGCGAGCAAACUACGCGUUCUCCACUUGGACGGAAAUCCGCUCUUCGCCUCCGACCUGACGGCCGUUUUAGGCCAUCUUCCAAAGCUGCAGAAACUGUCGCUGAGCAACUGCGGGCUAAAUAAAUUGCCCGAGGCCUUCCACGCUCUUCAGGAUCUUCAGGAGCUGAAGAUAUCUCAUAACCCGCUUAGCAACGCCUUCGUAAGUCUUUUGAACCCUCUCGAGUCGCUCGAGUAUCUGGACAUGUCCUACAGUAACUUGGGCUACGUCGGUAACGAGACUUUCUCCAAAAUGACUAUGCUCAAGCGACUUAUUCUCUCCGGGAACAAACUCCACACCCUCGAACAAGGCCUCUUCACAAACCUCACGCGGCUCGAGAGCCUCGAACUUAACUACUGCGACCUGAAGACGCCGAUAAACCCGAACGUCUUCGGGGAUCAUCCAUACACCAGUAUCGUGGAGCUGAAGCUAAGUGGAAAUCCUCUCGUAGUCCCGGAGAGCCAACCGCUGCUACCCAGGCAGUUGUCACGUUUGGAAACACUCGAUCUAAGCAAUUGUAACAUAACGAGUUUCUCCAUUGACUCGUUCCUCAACUCGCGGAAUCUGACGCGUCUCAAUUUGUCUGGGAACAGGUUGUCCUCCAAGGAGAGUCUCGAGUUUCUGAAGAAGCUUCAUCUUCUCGAGUGGCUCGAUCUCAGCAGCAACAACUUCACUUCGAUUCACCCGCGUGUUUUCAGGCUCAAUCCCCGACUCAGGCAUCUAAACCUGAUCGGUAAUCCGUUCAAAUGCGAUUGCGACGUUGUCGAAAUGUGGACUUGGGCUAAUCGCGUCAAAAACGAUCUUCACAUACUCGCUGGCAGUCAGCCAGCCGAGUUUUCUGCCGGUUCUGCAAAAUUCAAGAAGAUCCUGACGUGCGCCUACGACGAGGAUAUCUUCAGGAGUAUGCUGGAUCAGAACCGUGAGGCGACUGCCGAUAGACGGAAUUUCAUGAGGAAAAGCGAUUUCACGCCUCACAGAACUUGGGCUAAAUACGUCAAGGAGUCAAGCUGCGCAAAGUCAUGACUUUUGGACUCCGGUUUUCAACAUCCGGUCGUACAAGCUCAUCGGAGAAAACCCGUAGAUCGGGAAUUAUGAGCUAAUAAAACGUUGCUAUGGUUGUUGGACGGCUUGAUUUAAGGAGGUAGAUGCGAAUGGACGGCGAAAAAGUAGGUGACUUUCGAAAAGUUAACGCUUGACAACCGAUUAUGCAAUUGAAUUGGAGUUUAUUUUAUUCAAAGGUACCUAUCUGGAUCGAGUUUCAUUCGAUAUAUUUUUUAUUACAAUCAAUUCACAGGAAGCAUUAUUGUCGAGAAUAACGACAAAUAUUAGGCUCGAUGACAUUUUUCGCCGUGUUCACGAUAUCUCAAAAACGGCUCAGCCGAUUUACCUAAAAUUUGGAGACGAUAUUCUUAGUCAAUUGAAUCUUAUCGCCACGAUCCAACAUUUCUAAAAAAUAUUACCAACAAAAUGGC